UCUUUCUUGAAGUCCUCCAGCAUCAUGAUCAAAUAUGAUUUUGAAACUAGAUCUUGCUUUUCUGGUGUGUUUGGACAUUCCAUGUUUGUUUUGGUGGGAGAAUUGGGCUCCGAUGAUGCCAUGUAGUCUUGGUUUCUGUUGCUUGGGGUCCUGUGCUUGCCUCUCGCCAUCAGAUUAUCUCUAGUGUUACUUUGUUCUGCUAUUUCUGACAGUGGCUAGACUGUCCCUAUAAGCCUGUGUGUCAGGAGUGCUGUAGACCUGUUUUACUGUUUUCUUUCAGCCAGUUAUGGGGACAGAGUGUUCUGCUUUCGUGCGUGUAGUUUUUCCUCUGUACAGGUCUUCAGCUGUUCCUGUGGGCCUGUGUCUUGAGUUCAGCAGGCAGGUCACUUGCAGCAUACAAGUUGGUCUUACCUGUGGUCCCAAGGCUCAAGUUCGCUCGCGGGGUGCUGCCCAUGGGCUCUUUGCGGCGGCAGCAACCAGGAAGAUCUGUGCCGCCCCUUCUGGGAGCUUCAGUGCACCAGGGUUCCAGAUGGCCUUUGGUGUUUUCCUCUGGCGUCCGAGAUGUGUGUGCAGAGAGCAGUCUCUUCUGGUUUCCCAGGCUUGUUUGCCUCUCUGAAGGUUUAGCUCUCCCUCCCACGGGAUUUGGGUGCAGAGAACUGUUUAUCCGGUCUGUUUCCUUCAGGUUCCGGCGGUGUCUCAGGCAGGGGUCCUGCCGCUUCUGGGCCCUCCCCCACGGGAGCCCAGAGGCCUUAUACAGUUUCCUCUUGGGCUAGGGAUGUGGGCAGGGGUGGGCAGUGUUGGUGGUGUCUUCCGCUCUGCAGCCUCAGGAGUGCCCACCUGACCAGGCGGUGAGGUCUCUUUCCCACGGGGUCUGGGAGCAGAGAGCUGCAUAAAUAUUUUUAAAGCAAGAUUUUUGAGUCAGAUAAAUGCUCCCCACAUGAUGGAUAGGAGUAUGUUCAUUGAUCUACCUUUCGUCUAAAGUCUCUGCUGUGCCCCGGCUCUGUGUGAUCAGGAUGGAGCUAAGGAAUGAGACAGUAUCCGAAGAGUCCCAUAAUGGCCAGCUUACUAUCCGGCUACAAAUGAGCUCAAUUCCCUGCUAACGGCGAAUCAUGUGUUCUUGUAGAGAAAGAAGGAAGGAAGGAAAAUAAUAAAUUGAGUAUUAACAUUAAGGUUAGAUGAUUCUUCAGUAAAAAGCAGUAUCUAGCUAGUGAGAAUAUCUAUCUAGGACGCAGGACCACAAUGAUGCAAUCAACGGAGAAACCUAGAGACUCAAAAUGAACUGCUGAGAUCCUUCUGUCCUCAGUUCCUGAGUCCUUGCGCCAAUCAGAAGGCAUGCACUCUCAAAAUGGCCAGUCAUGCUAUUCCGUGACAUUCUCAGUCUCUCUGGUAUGAGGUAAAAUAAUAGCAAAUAUCCUGUGUCCUUCCACAUACUGCCUUUCACAAUAGCAAGGUUGUGAAAAGUGGGCUCUCUUGACGAUAUUCAUUUAUGAAACGUAGCUUAUCUGUCAUAUAAACAGGUGGAAAGAGACAGGUCACCAGUUACAAUUCUUUUGGACGCUCUGUGAAGUGAUUAAGAAACUCUGAACACCUCCACAAUAGGAAAGACAGCUUUCGCAUGAUAAAGCCAGGACUGAAAGACAGACUCUGGAUUCUGAUUCAAUCACAACUCUUAUUAGUUUUAAUACUUUAAAUACGCCAUUGAAUAUGUUAGAGUCCUGGUCUAUUCAUGUAUGAGAUUAAAAUGUGAGAUUAAAAUCCAAAUGAAAUCUAAAGCAGUGGUUUCCAUCUUCAAAGGAACUCAUUAGUAUCCUUUUAUCCACACAUUUUUUUCAUUCUGUGUCAUCUGUUUCUAUGUUUUCCUUGUUUGUUAGCAUGUUGCCUUUUCAAUAUUACUUUAGCAAGGCACUUCAGAUUUUUCUAAGACCAGUUUUUAAUCUGUGGCAGAAAAACUAAUUGAGGUAAAUACUUUCAUAAUGUUGGAUAUCCAUUUUAUAAUUUGAUAAAAUUUUUUACAUGUGUCUGUGCCUGUGCACCCACAUGUGGAGGCAUGUGUAUAUUAAACAUCUAAAUGAUGUUCAUAUAUACAUUUAUACACGUAUGUUUCUAAGCAAAAACAUAUUAAAAUAAUAUGAAUACAUCCAAGGGUUAUAAAUCCAUAGGCUAGAAGCAGAGGAAACAUGUAAAAUUCUACACGUACUCUGUAAGGCAGUAAUUUCUCCAAACAAAAAUAUUGACAUUUGCUGGGAUUGGCUAGAUAGGUGUCUCACAAAAGACAGAAGCCAGAAUUUGGACUCUGCAGAUUUCAGUAGUUCUUAGAGAAAAGCAGUGUGUUCCAAGCAAGGAAAACAAAGUGUCGGGGGGGGGGGGGUGUGCGUCAAUGGUGUUGGUCGGCCAGCUUUGUGUGAACAAACCUUCAAUGACUCCCUGAAGAGUCGCCAAGCAAACUCUCCACAUGUGGUGUGGCAGCCAUGAGAAUGAGAAUGAAUUGUCCCGCCUAUGUGUGCCUUAAGGAACUUACAAAUACGAGUCUACCAGUUUCUAGAAAAGCUCAAUACAGCAGCUGACUCGAACACUAGUGGAAAGAGACCCUUGUUGCACAUAUUUCUUUUAGCUCUCACUGUGAUUCUUUCUCUGUGUAUAGACAUUGGCGAAAGGAAAGUCUGUGACAAUUGUUUGGACCAUUCUUCCCUCAUAAGCUGAGAAUGACAACACGGCCAGGGAUGAGAAGUGAUGGGAUCCCUGCAGUUGUUUUUCUUUUGAUUGUCUUUAGGAAAAUCUAUGCUCGCUUUUAAUCAUCUUUGAAAACAUGAGAAGUUUCUAUUCGUGUGUGACCGGGGACAAACUCCAGGGAAUUAUAACCACAUCCUGUAAGCUGAAGCAUGAUCAUAGGAGAUGGAACUCCAUCACAGUAUCCACAUUAUCAGUAUCAGGUGAACAUACUUGUGGAGAAUGUUCCUUUUUAAAUAAUGAAUACUUUCUGAAUGGUGCUAUGCCUUUUAACUCCCCAUGCAUAUUUGAAUGCACUAACACAGGACAACUCAAGAUUGUCCUUGGCAGAUUGGAGGCCUACCUUUCGUCCUUCUAGGAACUAAGUCAUCUUUUAGCUUCCGGAGAGACAAUGCUACAUGUUCAGUCUGCGGAGCCAUCUGGCUUGGAAUGACUAUAUAUAUAUAUAUAUAUAUAUAUAUAUAUAUAUAUAUAUAUAUCCAUUGAAAGCAUGAAAUUAGUAAGGGACAGUCAGGACUAGGAUUGAAUAGAAUAAAGAAAAGGGAAUUGGCUUGUAGAUGAUAGGAAUGGGAUCAUUAACAUUGGCAUGAGUUUUAAAGAGAAGAUGUUGAAAGGAGGUGGUACCCACUAAAGUGCAUGCUUGUGUGGAAAUGUGGUGGUUUGAAUAUGCUUGGCCCAGAGAGUGGUACUCUUUGUAGGUGUGGCCUUGUUGGAGCAGGUGUGGCCUUGUUGGAGGAAGUGUGUUGCUCUGGGUGUGGGCUUUAAGACACUCUCUCUAGCUGUCUGGAAACCAGUAUUUUCCUAUCAGCCUUCAGAUGAAGAGGAAGAGUUCUUAGUCCCAUCAGCACCUUGCCUGCCUGCAGGCUUCCAUGCUCCCAUCUUCAUGAAAACAGACUGUACAUUUGAACCUGCAAGCCAACCUCAAGUAAAUGUCCUGAUAAGAGUUGCCUUGGCCAUGAUGUCUGUUCAUAGCACCAAAGCCCUAACUAAGACAGAAGUUUGGGAUAAUGGAUAAGAAACCGUACUGUACUUCAACAAUUUGUUGUAGUUACACCACCUUUGCUAGUUUUACUGUUAAGACGUGUGAGCAAAUCUCAAUGAGACUUGGCAGAUGAUGGAGUGGGAAAAGCAAGAAUCAGAAGAUAAAGCCAAUUUACCAGGAAAGAACACAGAAAGUGGUGGGAUUUGAUUAAAUUUAUAUUGUCGUGAAUCUUCUGGUUCUGUGGAGAUUUUUAACCAGUCUAUUCAGUAAAGAUGUUGUAGAAGCUAUCGUGUCUGUUACACUGUGAAUAAAUAGCAUAGCAACAACAAUGGAAACAGGAUGUCAGGCAUCUGGAUAAUUCCUAUUAUGUCUGGGAUUCUUUACAUGUAAGUGGGAUUACCUGUCCAUGAAGACUCUGAGGCUUAAUUAUAUUUGUAAAUAAAGGUUUAGGCUGUAGCUUGGGACUAUUCUUUGUAUAGAUCACAAUCUAAUAAUCCCAUUUAUUCUUUUCACCAUCUUGCUACGUGGCUAGUUACCUGGUCCUCAGUUUCAUGUGAUGUUCUUCCUCUGUGUCUAGAUGAAUCUCUCUAUGUCUGAUUCAACCUCAUAAUCUUCCGAUUGAUCCCACCUUCCAGUCCUAUCUGAGUUCAUUGGCCAAUAGCUUUUUCUUGGUAGGUGAAUGCUUUUGCACAGUGGACAAGAAAUUAUCUUUAUAAGGGAAGAAAAUGCCUAGAGUGUAUCUCAUGUCUUGGCUUCUCUAAUUUUCUUAGAACAGCAGAAGUUAUAGCUUUUCUAUUUAGCAAUCCAUGACAACAAUAACAACAAAAACAAACAAAUAGAACAACAAACAAACAAACACCCGAACAGUCCUGAGAUGGAGAGAGCUCUUCCAAGGCUGGAGAUGAAUAGAUAUUUUUAAUUUUGUCUGCAUGUAGGGUUGACUGAUUGCUAGUCAUCCAAGGGUGCCUGCCUCUUGCAGAGCUUAUGAGCUGGUCAGUAUCUGAUUUUCUAGAGCAAAUGUUUCUAAUGCUCCAGAAUAGUAGUGCUAUGAUCUCCAUACUAGCACAUUAUAUUGACUUUUUUAAGAACUGUAUAUAAACCCUAUAUAGAUGGUCAUUUCCAUGAUAUGCUUACUGCUCUCUGUUGCUGGUGUCAAUUAUUUGACACAAAUAUAUAUUUGUUACUUAACCAAAGGAGGAUAUCCUCAUCAUCACCAUCUGUCCUUUCAAUAGAAUCUUCUUGGUAAGCAUGUGCAUGUUUUCACUAUGUCUAUGUGGAACUUGUUAAUCCAACUCCUAGUCCACUUCAAUUUCUACUUCACCACCCUUUCAAAGACAGAAAUCUACUGGAAAUAUUAAUCAUAGUCUGACACACCUACUGAGUGGCUGGUCUGAAGAAUGUGCCAUUAAAUAAAGUGUAUUCAUUCAUACAUGUGAAAGGGGAAAUUGUUUAUCUUCUGUAGAUGUAGAUUUUAAGCAGUUAUUUUGUAUUUCUCUUCUACCUCAAAAGAAACUGUGUCUUCUUAAGUUUUAUGUCAAGACAUACUUAGAAAUAAUAUUUGAAAGAGAUAGAGUUAAGGAAGUGGCAAGUCCAAACCCAAUGGCCCAGGUCACUUACAACUUUGAGUGCCCAUUUGCUUAUUUAUAAGCUGGGGAUCAAUUCACACUUGCUUGUGAUGUUUGAUGUGACUGGGAUAUAAAUUAUUGUGCUCCAGAGCUGAGAACUGGACCUGGCAUGUGGUAAUCAUGUACAAGCUGUGGCAGCAACUAAAAGUAUCCUAGUGACACUGAGAUAGAACCAUUUGUUCCCCUGUACUUAACAUGCUUAUUCAUUUACUGGUUUUUAAAUACAGAGGGCAGGUGCUGCCUUUGGAAUAUGGGUACAUAUUUGAGUCCAUUAUCCUUCUCCAGUGUGUUUUAAUGGCCUCAAAUAAAGGGGCUUCAGUUUCUUAUGUGUAGAUGCUUAGAUCUUGCCCUUAUAAAAUUUAAGAAGCUGCUAGGAUAUUUGAAGGAUAAUGAAAAUUUCUAAUCUUCUAAUAGAUAUUUUGAUUCUAGAAUCUCCUAAAUGGGAAUAUAUAUAUAUAUAUAUAUAUAUAUAUAUAUAUGUAUAUAUGAAUGAUAUAGAUAUAGCUAUAUUUCAAUAAGCAGAUAAGCAAAUUUGCUGCAGGUGGUUUGUGGACAAUUUGAGCAAGGUGACCUUUCAAUUCAUUCCCAAUUAGCUCUUAAGUGUAGAACCCCAUGCUUAUGGGUAAUAAAUGUAAUUUUAAAUACAUUGCAUAACAACCUUGCAAGGUGCACAAAGGUUUAUUUCAGAAGCCAUAUUAACUCCACAUUUGAAUGCCUCUAGUUACUUGUUUAUUGGGCAACUUAAUCUAGAAAUGCUCUUUGAUGAAUUUUCAUCAAUUUUUCAACAAAACUCUGUUGCAAAUGGUGAAUUAUGCAUUAGCAUAUGUUCAUGCUAAUUUAUACGCCACUGACAGAAUUUUGGCAUGAGAUUGCUAACUUAUAAUUAUAUUUUAAAGUUCAUUUAUCCAAGCUAUUAAGAAUUUGGAAUUAUCAUUUAGUAAGCAAUGUGUCUUUUGAACCCAAUGUAAAGAAAACAGAAAAUUCCAUAGUUUUAAGAUGUUGACUUACUUGUCUAAGGACAAGCACAUGAAUAUGAACUAAUGAGAUAAAUGUCUGCCUCUCUUCUCAAUUAAUAGAUUUACAGCCUUGCUUGAUUGUCUGCUGCUGGUGCCUUGCCAUCAGACAUAAAUGCAGAAUGUUGUUACACAAGUCUCUUUUAUGUCCAAACAAUUAUAGAAUAACUUACUUAGGUCAUAGCACUUUAGAUAAAGAUUAUCAGUCAACUAGCUUCUGAAAAUGUAACACAUCAUUGCUUUUUUGAUAUUCUUUGGAACUAAGGCAAAAUUAAGAAUUAAGAUUCCUACAAAGAAGCAAAAAGCAGUCUUUGAAGGGUACCAUGUUCAUAUGCAGAAUACUUUUAUUUAAACAUAAAAGAAUUUUAAGGAAACUUUCUAGAAGUACUGGUAUGCAAAAUAACUUUAGAAUGAAAUAAAUAAAUUGAUAAAUAAAUGACGAUUUUGUUGAUUCAUGGUAUUUAUUCUUCUGUGAAAUAUUAUCACAAACACUUUGACAAGCCCCCAUUCCUCCUAUGAUCAUUGGUAUAAUUUUGUUUCAACUUUUUAGAAACACUUUGAUAAAUGGAGAUUCGGCCUUUUGAAACUUUGUAGUUUAUUAACAAUGAUUAAUUUAUAAAUUUGGAACUACACGAUAUGAUAAUUUUAUUCCAAUACUAGCUUCAUCUACUUGAAGUUACUAAGAUAUAGUCGAAUGUUCACUUCAUCUCUCAGGCCAUGGACAUUACAGUCAAAGAUUGCUCAUGACUUUAGGCUAUGUUCUGGAGGGGCCAUGCAACUUCUCCAGGUGGAGAGGAGAGAGAAAGGACCACAUUUGUUUCUUAUUAGUCCCUUUAUGCUGGAUACUAGUUUCUAAUGGAAUGCUGAUUGGGAAUUAGAUACUUGGUAACAAAUAGAUGGAAGAGUAAGCUACGAAUGAAAAAAAUAGUUCUUGUCAGAGAUGAAUUAACUCCUUAGAAUGAUGUCAACAAGGACAGAGAAACAGUGAGAUUAAGAAGACGUAGCAGUGAUGGAUGAAAAGGAGAGAAGAUGACCUCUCUCCUUAACUUCUGUUGUGUGUUUUUUUUUGAGCUAUGCUAUAUUUAUGAUGCUCAUGUAUCAAUUCAAAACCAUGAUUUCUGCUUACUGUAAUAGCAUAAAUCCAAGUAAAAAAUGUAUGAGAAUAGGGUUUUAAAUUACAUAACUUUAUUGCUAAUACAGCAUCACAAUUGCCAUGAAGACAUCUCCUGUUAAACAGAAUUCAUAUAUUUAUUCUUCUUGUCUGGAAGUUUCAGAGAGACUAUUGUUUUUGAAGGAAACUUUAAUGCGUGAGUUAGGACAAGUUGAAGGAUGUGUCCUAAGGCAGUGCUCAAGGAGAGAGAAGCUUAGCUCAGCAUGGAGCAGAGUUUCUAGCAGGUUUGAUGGAGAGAGGUAAAGGAAGGCUAGUAGAGAGAAAACAGAAACAGAAAAAUGUCGCGCGCCCAAUGUCCCGCCAGCAAGAACGACACGCGGCAACAGGAUUCUUCUGCGAGCAAGCCUUUACUGUGUUACAGCUCUUCUUAGUGUUACAGCUCUCUUGAACAGGGACCCCGAGCAGCAAAAUCGCUCGGCUUAUAUAGACAACGGUAUGCUAAUUAUCUCUCAGGGAUUGGUGGGGCUUGGAUCACCCCACUACUUGUCCUCCAGGGAUUGGCGGAGAAUGAAUCACCUCAUUAGCAUAUUAACGGUCAACUAACACCUGGUGAAUAAACCGCACAUGUGCAGUACCGCUGUUCACCACUAGAGGGAGCCCUAGCAAGGGGACAAGCCUGCACAUGCGCAGUAAGUCGUUUAUAUCCAGACAAGGCUGGAUGUCGGCGCCAUCUUUGUUUCGCCGCGCCGCUCUCUACAGAAAAACAAGAAAAGCACACAGAUGGCUACCAGCAUUCCAGUGUUUCCAAAUUAAACCUUUCACGUCACUUCAUUUUGUGUCUGAACCUUCUGAUGCUGUCACAAUGCGGGGAGGAAACGUCCUGCUCAACUGCUCUGCAGAGUCUGACCGCGGAGUCCCAGUCAUCAAGUGGAAGAAAGAUGGCCUUAUCCUGGCCUUGGGAAUGGAUGACAGAAAGCAGCAACUUCCUAAUGGGUCUCUGUUGAUACAAAACAUACUUCAUUCCAGACACCAUAAACCGGAUGAAGGACUUUACCAAUGCGAGGCAUCCUUAGGAGACUCUGGCUCAAUUAUUAGUCGGACAGCAAAAGUUAUGGUAGCAGGACCACUGAGGUUCCUCUCCCAGACAGAAUCUAUCACAGCCUUCAUGGGAGAUACAGUGUUACUUAAGUGUGAAGUCAUUGGGGACCCCAUGCCAACAAUACACUGGCAGAAGAAUCAACAAGACCUCAACCCGAUCCCAGGAGACUCGCGUGUGGUCGUCUUGCCCUCCGGAGCAUUGCAGAUCAGCCGACUUCAACCAGGAGACAGUGGAGUCUACCGAUGCUCAGCUCGGAAUCCAGCCAGCACAAGAACAGGAAAUGAAGCCGAAGUCAGGAUUUUAUCAGACCCAGGCCUGCAUAGGCAGCUGUAUUUUCUGCAGAGACCAUCCAAUGUGAUAGCCAUUGAAGGGAAAGAUGCUGUCCUGGAGUGUUGUGUUUCUGGCUAUCCUCCACCAAGUUUCACCUGGUUACGGGGCGAGGAGGUCAUCCAACUCAGGUCUAAAAAGUAUUCGUUGUUGGGUGGGAGCAAUUUGCUCAUCUCUAAUGUGACAGAUGAUGACAGUGGGACCUAUACGUGCGUUGUCACAUAUAAGAAUGAGAAUAUUAGUGCCUCUGCAGAGCUCACGGUCUUGGUUCCGCCAUGGUUUUUAAAUCACCCUUCCAACCUCUAUGCCUAUGAAAGCAUGGACAUUGAGUUUGAAUGUGCAGUGUCCGGGAAGCCUGUGCCCACUGUGAAUUGGAUGAAGAAUGGAGAUGUGGUGAUUCCUAGUGAUUACUUUCAGAUAGUGGGAGGAAGCAACUUACGAAUCCUUGGGGUGGUGAAAUCAGAUGAAGGCUUUUAUCAAUGUGUGGCUGAAAAUGAGGCUGGCAAUGCCCAAAGUAGUGCCCAGCUGAUUGUCCCCAAGCCUGCCAUCCCAAGCUCCAGCAUCCUCCCUUCUGCUCCCAGAGAUGUGGUCCCUGUCUUGGUUUCUAGUCGCUUUGUCCGUUUGAGCUGGCGUCCACCUGCCGAAGCCAAAGGAAACAUUCAAACAUUCACAGUCUUUUUCUCCAGAGAGGGUGACAACAGGGAGCGAGCUUUGAAUACAACCCAGCCUGGGUCCCUUCAGCUUACUGUGGGAAACUUGAAACCAGAAGCCAUGUAUACCUUCAGAGUUGUUGCCUACAAUGAGUGGGGACCAGGGGAGAGCUCUCAACCCAUCAAGGUGGCCACUCAGCCUGAGUUGCAAGUUCCAGGGCCAGUAGAAAACCUGCACGCUGUAUCUGCCUCUCCUACCUCAAUUCUUAUUACAUGGGAACCCCCUGCCUAUGCAAAUGGUCCGGUUCAAGGUUACAGAUUGUUUUGCACUGAGGUGUCUACAGGAAAAGAACAGAAUAUAGAGGUUGAUGGACUAUCUUAUAAACUGGAAGGCCUGAAAAAAUUCACGGAAUAUACUCUUCGAUUCCUUGCUUAUAAUCGUUAUGGUCCGGGAGUGUCUACCGAUGACAUAACAGUCGUUACACUUUCAGAUGUGCCAAGUGCUCCACCUCAGAACGUCUCUCUGGAAGUGGUUAAUUCAAGGAGUAUCAAAGUAAGCUGGCUCCCUCCUCCAUCGGGAACACAAAAUGGAUUUAUUACUGGCUAUAAAAUUCGACACAGAAAGACUACCCGCAGGGGUGAGAUGGAAACACUGGAACCCAAUAACCUCUGGUACCUCUUCACAGGAUUGGAGAAGGGGAGUCAGUACAGUUUCCAAGUGUCAGCCAUGACUGUCAAUGGCACUGGACCACCUUCUAACUGGUACACAGCAGAAACCCCAGAGAACGACUUAGACGAGUCUCAAGUUCCUGACCAGCCAAGUUCUCUCCAUGUGAGGCCCCAGACAAACUGCAUCAUCAUGAGUUGGACUCCACCUCUCAACCCAAACAUCGUGGUGAGAGGCUAUAUUAUCGGAUAUGGUGUUGGCAGCCCUUAUGCCGAGACAGUGCGUGUAGACAGUAAGCAGCGGUACUAUUCCAUCGAGAGGCUGGAGUCGAGUUCUCAUUAUGUAAUCUCCUUAAAAGCUUUCAACAAUGCUGGAGAAGGUGUCCCUCUCUACGAAAGUGCCACUACCCGUUCCAUAACAGACCCCACUGACCCCGUUGAUUAUUAUCCUUUGCUUGAUGAUUUCCCCACCUCGGGCCCAGAUGUCUCCACCCCCAUGCUCCCACCAGUAGGUGUGCAGGCUGUGGCUCUUACCCACGAGGCUGUGAGGGUCAGCUGGGCAGACAACUCUGUCCCGAAGAACCAGAAGACAUCCGACGUUCGGCUUUACACGGUUCGGUGGAGGACCAGCUUUUCCGCCAGUGCCAAGUACAAGUCAGAAGACACAACGUCUCUCAGCUACACAGCGACUGGCCUCAAGCCAAAUACCAUGUAUGAGUUCUCAGUCAUGGUGACAAAGAACAGAAGGUCAAGCACGUGGAGCAUGACUGCACACGCCACCACCUACGAAGCUGCCCCAACUUCUGCUCCCAAGGAUUUGACAGUCAUUACUCGUGAGGGGAAGCCUCGUGCUGUCAUUGUGAGCUGGCAGCCUCCCUUGGAAGCCAAUGGGAAAAUCACCGCUUACAUCUUGUUUUAUACCUUGGACAAGAAUAUACCCAUCGAUGACUGGAUUAUGGAGACUAUCAGCGGUGACCGGCUUACCCAUCAGAUCAUGGAUCUGAGCCUGGACACUAUGUAUUACUUUCGAAUUCAAGCACGGAACGCUAAAGGCGUGGGGCCCCUCUCGGAUCCCAUCCUCUUCAGGACUUUGAAAGUGGAACACCCUGACAAAAUGGCUAAUGACCAAGGUCGUCAUGGAGAUGGAGGUUAUUGGCCAGUUGAUACUAACUUGAUUGAUAGAAGCACUCUCAACGAACCACCCAUUGGACAAAUGCACCCCCCACAUGGCAGUGUAACUCCUCAAAAGAACAGCAACCUGCUUGUCAUAACCGUGGUCACCGUGGGCGUUCUCACCGUGUUGGUUGUGGUCAUUGUAGCAGUGAUUUGUACCCGGCGCUCUUCAGCCCAGCAAAGGAAGAAACGGGCCACGCACAGUGCGAGCAAGAGGAAGGGCAGUCAGAAGGACCUCCGGCCUCCGGAUCUUUGGAUACAUCAUGAAGAAAUGGAAAUGAAAAAUAUCGAGAAGCCGGCCGGAACCGACCCUGCAGGAAGAGGCUCCCCCAUCCAGAGUUGCCAAGACCUCACACCAGUCAGCCACAGCCAGUCAGAAAGCCAGAUGGGAAGCAAAAGUGCCUCCCAUUCAGGUCAAGAUACCGAGGAGGCAGGGAGCUCCAUGUCUACUCUAGAAAGGUCCCUUGCAGCACGCCGGGCCACCAGGACCAAGCUCAUGAUUCCCAUGGAGGCCCAGUCCAAUAAUCCUGCUGUCGUGAGUGCCAUCCCUGUACCAACCCUAGAAAGUGCCCAGUAUCCAGGAAUCCUCCCGUCUCCCACAUGUGGAUAUCCGCAUCCACAGUUCACUCUCCGGCCAGUACCAUUCCCAACACUGUCUGUGGACCGAGGUUUCGGAGCAGGAAGAAGUCAGUCUGUGAGUGAAGGACCAACAGCACAACAACAACCCAUGCUGCCCCCAGCUCAGCCUGAACAUCCCAGCAGCGAAGAAGCCCCCAGCAGAACCAUCCCUACAGCCUGUGUGCGGCCAACUCACCCACUCCGAAGUUUUGCAAACCCUUUGCUACCUCCACCUAUGAGUGCAAUAGAACCAAAAGUCCCUUACACACCGCUUUUGUCGCAGCCAGGACCCACCCUUCCCAAGACUCAUGUUAAAACGGCCUCCCUUGGGCUAGCAGGAAAGGCAAGGUCCCCUUUGCUUCCCGUGUCUGUGCCAACAGCCCCUGAAGUGUCUGAAGAGAGUCACAAGCCAACAGAGGAUCCAGCCAGUGUAUAUGAACAGGAUGACUUGAGUGAACAAAUGGCGAGUUUGGAAGGGCUAAUGAAGCAACUCAAUGCCAUCACAGGCUCCGCCUUUUGACAUGCAUUGCCAAACCGUUGAGAUCUUCUGGGAACUUUACAGCAUACCAAUUAUCCAUAAACAGCACACCUGUGUCCAAAAACUCUAAACCAGUGUACAGGUCCACCAUCUGGACCAUCCAGUUAAGAAACAUCUGAAGCACUUCAGAAGAAAUCUGUAACCCAUCCUAGAUGGACAUCAGGAAUCAAAACAAAGAUGGUCAUGAGGUCCCGAAGAUGCAUCUUAACUACAAAGUCAAGGCUGAAGCUGCCUGCAGAGUUCUGGUUCUUUGUCACUGCAAGGACCGUGGUGUCAUGACUAACGCCUACAUUUUCCUUCAGCGGGACCUUUCAUUUUCUGUGUAGGUCUAGUCUCACAAGUGCAUUAUUCAGCCUGUACCGUGCCAUAGCAAAUCAACACAAAGUCACCAUUUCUUUUUCAACUACAGAGCAUCCAUGGUAACUCUCACACUCCAUAGCACCAAAGGAUUGGAUGUUUUCCUGACAGCAUAAAACGGAAAUGAGUGAAUAAGCAAUAGGCAGUGAUGGUUUAUAGCUCAAUCGUUCCGUCUCACACAAGUGGCAGAUGCUAGUGAAUGGGUAUAAACAUUUUACCAAGUUUAGCAAGUAUUUGUAAAUCCAUCUCUGAUUAACGCAUAUGUCUAGCGUGUAGAAACUUAAAAAGCCUCAACUGGCGGCAUCUUGCCAGCAACAACACCUUUCUAGAAGGAGAAUACAAUAUGCAGUCUUCUCAGACACGUGGUGAUUGUGUACUUGAGCUUGUCAUAGGACAUUUUUCGAUUUUUCAGUGGCUUCUAUGCCAUUCCACACUGUGAUGGCCUGUCUGGGUUUCACUGAGGCUUCUUCUUCAGGAGUUUGGCCAGAAGAACUCCGCCAUCCUCCAUCCCCAAUCAUUCCCCUACUUCUCCUGGGCAAGUAGCCUUAGGUAAAAUGGCCAACUCCAUGCAUCAUAUAUCCUGUGUCCCCAAUAUCCCUCUACGGAGAGAGUAGACUUCCUGAGAGCAAGCUCAAAAGAAAGAAAAGGAACAUGAAAAACCAUAUCCCAGAGCACCUUUUCAUGAGUUGAUGUCACUUCCACCGAUAGAAUCUUCAUUGAGCUGUGCCAGGCCACGUUGACAAAUGUUGACCACAGACCCUGUUGGCAAGGCAAUCUUCCAUCCCAUGCCUAAGCCAGAGUCAGGGAGGAGAGAGGGGUGGGCGCCACUUCACAUCUACACAUCAUAACUCCUGUAGGUAUUUUUCAAAGCAGCAUCUUAAACUGUGGACUAGAAUUUUAAACUUCAAUUGCCAUGUAUCUACAGCUUGAAACUAGCUGAAUAUAGGAACAUUCUGUUGCAUUCCCUUUUAGUCCAUGAAUUUUCAGCUGUAUUUGGAGUUAAUCCCUAUUUAUGCAGCUGAGUCGCCAAGAGGGAAUGAGUUUGCAUAUUUAUCAGUUAGGUGACUUGAAAACGCGAUGAGAGUUUCAGCUGAAUUAUUCCUUUCAGCUCUGCCUUUGAUUUCAAGCUUGAGUAGGUCAUAAUUUUUAAAGAGCAUGGCAAAGAUAGGAUCUUUACAACCUAAUAGCUCCUUUUAUUAGGUGGGUAAUUAUAUAUGAAUCCCUGAAUGAAAUAUUUUGAGCAAAAUGGCACUGUAACAGAAAUAAUAAUUCAGAUUAUUUUUUUACAGUUUUAUGUCAGGAAGGAAAUCUGAUGUCAAAGAGAGGGCUUGUUCAAAUGGUUCAUUAGAAAGUCUGGUCCAUUUGCAAAAUGUUUCCUUCAACAAGAGUGCUUGUUCGAUUUACUGAGUUGUUCUUUUUUUUUUUUUCUGGAAGUACUUUCAAAGAACUAUGUGGUGUUAUUCAAUGGAACAGAAUGCUUUUGUUCAAUAUUUGGGCACUGAGGUAGACAACUGUGGACUGACUUGAAGUAAAGCAUUUCUUAACAUAGCAAUGAAUACUUUCAAAAUAAUCUACUACUUCAAACCGGAAAAUGGUAUUAAACUAACAGAACUUUCUCAACAGCCCAGAACGCAUUCCCCUGUCUAUUAUUUUAAAAAGGGAAGAAGAACCACUUUUCAGAGGCAUUUGAUAUCCAUGAGAGACAGCCCAAUUUUCAGGUUGGGGUGUGCUAAAAACCUCAAAUUUCAAACUUCAAGGAAUGAGCUAUACUGAAAGCUGCUGUGUAAACUCUUGUGUAAAGUCAGGAGAACCAGAAUUUUUACAAAAUUCAAAGCCUUUCCAAUCUGUCAGUGAUGUCAGGACAUGGAAUCUUUAAAAGUCACUGAAACUAUGCUACCCACUUCAGUCAGUUACAUUUCCUCCACACUCCUUGAAAAUUUCAGUAAACAAAUAUAAUAGUUUAUUUUAGCAGUUGGUGAUCCUAAUAAGUCGUAUUGUUAUGACUUGAUUAUCCAGUGGAAGCAUUUAUGUGUACUCAGGAGACUGAUUUCAUUAAUUCAGUGAUUUUUUAAACAUAAAAUUAGUUCAAAACAGCUUCUGCAGAGCUCGUGUUCCCAUAACCUUUCCAGUGAUUCGCGUGUAUACAGUAAAGUUGCCCAGGGUUCCAGAUGACAUGUGAAUUCCCAGGUCUGUGACUGGUGUGAGGCAGCGAGGUUCAGUCUAGCUUAUCAAUCUAGCUCAUUCCACACAGGACCCUUUAAACAUAUAAAUCUCUUUGAGUCCCACAGGGUAAAGCUGAACAGGCAGCCAGCAUCUCUGCCACCAGGAGUCAUUCUCUGUGAAUGGGAAAAAAAAAAAAAAAAAAAAAACAUCAAACUUGGCAGGAGGACUCAGGUUUUUAUAAGCUAUUCCGAAACGCAAAGCAAGAGCCUGCUUUUAAGGACUUUGUUAUUUUUCUUCUAUUUCAUUUUGAUAAGAAAGUAAUUUUCAUUCCUCCAGAAAUUUCUGCGUUUGUUUAAACUGACAAAAAUAAAAAGGGCUCCGAGUGUAUUCAAAACAUUUGUAUAAUGCUCUAGACAAAAGUUAAGUAUUUCUUAGUGCUUACAGCCGCCUCCAUAUAGUCGACCCAUAAUCUUCUAGAAUAUUUAAAUAACAUAGCUUCAUAUUUGGCUAUUAUUAAAUAUGUACUCAGUUCAACAACCCAGAUAAAACGUUUCAAACCAAGGAUAUAAGAAGCAAACUUUUGUCAGGGCUUUCUUUUAGGGAUUGGAUGUAACAAUGGUUUGGGUUUUUUCAAAAUAAAGAUUGCUAAUAAUGCGGCCCACGCUUCAUGCUCUGCAAAGGUGGCCAUUCCAAAAGGAGACUGCAGACAACAUGUCUAAGCCAAAGCUUGCCGUUCACUGGCAUUUCCAAGAAAUAACUUCUCAAGCACAGGCCUUUCCAAGAUAUGCUCUGAGUUUGUUCUCAGAGAUGAUUGUUGAAACUUCACUCUCCUUUUGGAGCCUUCUUCUGACUUUGUUUAAAGAAGCAUCUUAAAGUCACCUACAAAGGGAACACAGUGUCUCAGACACGGUAGAUGUGCUGAGUCCCACAAAUGUUACUUCUUAAGAGGCUUCCUACCAUUUUACAUACAAUCUUAGCCUGGGUUUUGGAGGUUUUGGAAUGCCGAUUUCCAGUCAGUGAGGCAAAGAAAAAUGGGAAACACCCAAGUCCUGGAUGAAUUUAAAGAAACCAAAAGUAAUGUGAACUUUAAAAAGAUGCAGAGCAAUAAUAUAGUGUCUAUACAUUCUCUCUUCCUUAUCUGAUCCUCAUUAUGCAAACACAGUUUUAUCUCCACGGUCAAAAUUUAGUAUCAUGGCCUGGUAUCCCUGGGUAUACCUCCUUACCAUAAUUUCAAGAAUAAAGAGCUCAGGGCACCCAGAAGUCACCACACACUCAAAUACAAAUUUCCUUUUCCAAACUGAAAUUCAAAGCAACAUUGUCAUCAUAAACUGAAGCUUUGUGCUUUAGUAUUUCUAGAGUCAUUUGAAUACUUGAGAAAAAUCACACCUAGGUGUUUUGUGUGAUUCCCCAUUGAACUGAACAAAUAUGUCCCCAUAUCUCAGUCUACCUUGUUAGUCAAUAAUUGCUUCCAAAGGGAUUUGAUUUGUCAAAGAAAUGCUGUAUUUCUAGUCAAUGAGGUUAGGGAGGAGACAGUGCAGUGCCCAUAUGAGCAAAUGCGAGUAACUUCUGAUCUGACUCACCCCUUCUGCCAUUGGAUAAUUCUUCACUGGGAAGACUUCCAGCAACGCAGCAACACUCUGAAGGGUGUUUUUCUCUUGCUCUCAGCUUUGUGCUUUACCAUCUUACGAUUUUUAUUUUUGCUUGAUCGGAGAGCAACAGCAAAACUGUGCAAGAAAUAGCAAACAUGGAGGCAUGGGCCAAGGGGAUCUCACUGUGUGUUCGAGGUGUAUUUUCAGAUGCAAGAAAGGAAUGUUGGAGAGGAGGGAAAAAUGUGUUUUUUAUUAUUGUAGGGUAAACCUGACGAUUCUGAACUUUGUGAAUUGUCAGCUUGUUUGGGGGGAACGGGUGGGGUGGGUAUGAGGGGGUACUUUUUAUAAGUAAUAUUUAAUUUAUUAUUUAGAAGUGGCUUCUUUUUUGGAUAAUUUAUGAUACACAGGGAGAAGUGGUUGGGAUCUAGGCAUGUCUGUUAAAGCUGCAGUGUUUUGUAUCUCAGUGCAGAGCGCAAUGAAACAUCCAGGCCAAGCAAAGCCUUCACUAAAAUUCCACCAUCUCUACCUUCUCCCUACGGAGGGUUUCAAAGAAGAUGACGCCAAACCUAAAGUCACUCGGGUAGCAUCUUGCAAACCAGUGCUAUUCAUUCUCUCAAAGGGCUUUGCAACUCAAACUGUUAGUGUGAUAGUGAUGUGGUUAUUUGAUAGAAAUGGGUAUACUACAGCUUUAAUAGCCUUAGUGGAAAGAGAAACUUUUUGUUGUUACAAAACACUUUUUUUUAACGGAAAGGUGUUUUGAGCCCACAAAAGUCUCUUGGGAUUGUCAGACUCUAGCAUUGUUAACCAAAUUAGAGUAGUGAUUGCAAUAUUUAAGUGUAAAUGUUGUUCUAUGAGAAAGGAAGCUUGCUUACCGUUUAAAACACGAUGACUGUUUCUACACACGAACUUGUAUACUACUACACAAGGAAAAGGGGGUUUUGUAAUCACCGUAGAACAGUCUCCUAUUCAUUUUUUUAUAGAAAUGUUAUUCCAAUGGUGCAUUUUUUGUUUAAUAAAUAAAGUUUUGAUACAAAAA
Molecule: messenger RNA, 17674 nt
Organism: Rattus norvegicus (Norway rat)
Lineage: Eukaryota; Metazoa; Chordata; Mammalia; Rodentia; Muridae
Source: RefSeq, a predicted model, not a curated record